GGCGCGGGAGCUGCGGGCGCUCGCGGCGUCUCCCGGGAAGGAGCGCCGCGCCUGACAAGGAGGCGGCGGCAGCGGCUGUCCAGCCCGGGGCCGUUCCGGAGCCGUGCCCGCCGGAGGACCGAGCCGUUGCCGCGAUGGAGCAGCUGUCGGAUGAAGAGAUUGACCAUGGUGCUGAAGAAGACAGUGACAAGGAAGAUCAGGACCUAGACAAAAUGUUUGGGGCCUGGCUGGGGGAGCUAGACAAACUCACUCAGAGUUUGGAUUCUGACAAGCCCACGGAACCAGUAAAAAGAUCUCCUCUCCGCCAGGAGACAAACAUGGCCAAUUUUUCUUAUCGCUUCUCCAUAUACAACUUGAAUGAAGCUCUGAAUCAGGGAGAAACUGUGGAUCUGGAUGCCCUAAUGGCCGAUCUUUGCUCAAUAGAGCAGGAACUCAGCAGUAUCGGUGCUGGAAAUACCAAGCGUCAAGUCACAGAAACAAAGGCCGCUCAGAAACUACCCGCCAGCCGACAUACAUCAAAACAUGGCACCUUGAAAGGACUAUCUUCUUCGUCCAACAGGAUAACUAAACCAUCUCAUGCCAACUACUCCCUGGAUGACAUCACCGCACAGUUAGAACAGGCCUCCUUGAGCAUGGAUGAGGCUGCUCAGCAGUCUGUACUAGAAGAUACUAAACCCUUAGUAACUAGUCAGCACAGGAGAACAGCGUCCGCGGGCACAGUGAGCGAUGCUGAAGUACGCUCCAUUAGUAACUCCUCUCGUUCAAGCAUCACUUCUGCAACCUCCAGCAUGGACUCUUUGGAUAUUGAUAAAGUAGCACGCCCUCAAGAACUGGAUUUGACACAUCAGGGGCAGCCAAUUACUGAGCAUGCUAUUUCUCUGAGAUGUCCCAGCAAGCAGGCCAAGCGUCAUAUUGACUUCACAGAAGAACAGGCUGAGCUGACACCUGAAGAACAGGCAGCAAAAUUGAAAGCUGAGAAGAUCAGAGUUGCCCUAGAGAAAAUUAAAGAGGCACAAGUGAAAAAGCUGGUGAUUAGAGUCCACAUGUCUGACGAUAGUUCUAAAACAAUGAUGGUGGAUGAGAGGCAGACAGUGAGACAAGUGCUGGAUAACCUGAUGGACAAAUCCCACUGCGGUUAUAGUUUAGACUGGUCUCUGGUGGAAACCAUCUCUGAGUUACAGAUGGAGAGAAUCUUUGAAGAUCAUGAAAACUUGGUUGAAAAUCUUCUUAAUUGGACAAGAGAUAGCCAAAACAAGCUUAUAUUUAUGGAGCGUAUAGAAAAAUACGCACUUUUCAAAAAUCCACAGAAUUACCUUCUGGGGAAAAAGGAAACAGCUGAGAUGGCAGAUAGAAACAAAGAAGUGCUGUUGGAGGAGUGUUUUUGUGGAAGUUCUGUAACUGUACCAGAAAUUGAGGGAGUCCUUUGGUUGAAAGAUGAUGGCAAGAAGUCCUGGAAAAAGCGCUAUUUCCUCUUGCGAGCAUCUGGUAUCUACUAUGUUCCUAAAGGAAAAGCAAAGGCCUCUCGGGACCUGGUGUGCUUUCUCCAGUUGGACCACGUGAAUGUCUACUACGGACAGGACUAUCGGAGCAAGUACAAAGCUCCUACGGACUACUGUCUGGUGCUCAAGCACCCGCAGAUCCAGAAGAAAUCUCAGUACAUCAAAUACCUUUGCUGUGAUGACAUGAGGACCCUGCACCAGUGGGUCAAUGGUAUACGCAUUGCAAAGUAUGGGAAGCAGCUCUACAUGAACUACCAGGAAGCUUUGAAGAGGACAGAAUCGGCUUAUGAUUGGACUUCCUUAUCCAGCUCCAGCAUUAAAUCAGGAUCCAGUUCUUCCAGCAUCCCAGAGUCUCAGUCCAAUCACUCCAGUCAGUCUGACAGUGGAUUGUCUGACACCCAGCCGGCAGGACACGUCCGUUCCCAGAGCAUGGUGAGCUCCAUCUUCUCUGAGGCCUGGAAGCGAGGCACACAGCUGGAAGAGUCCAGCAAGGCCAGAAUGGAGUCUGUGAAUCGGCCCUACACCUCACUCAUGCCCCCUUUAUCCCCACAGCCCAAGCUAGUCACCCCCUACACGGCCUCACAGCCUUCACCGCCCCUCCCGCCCCCGCCGCCUCCGCCCCCGCCUCCCCCGCCCCCGCCGCCUCCGCCUCCCCCUCCCCUGCCCAGCCAGUCCGCCCCGUCUGCGGGCUCCGCAGCCACGAUGUUUGUCAAGUACAGCACGAUCACCAGGCUGCAGAACGCGUCUCAGCAUUCAGGAGCCCUCUUUAAGCCUCCCCCUGCAUCAGGGAUGCAGCCCUCCACCUCACUGUCAGUGAAGCCUCAGAUCCUGGUACCCCCCAAUGGAGUGGUGCCUCCCCCGCCGCCCCCGCCCCCACCCCCCACCCCCGGCUCGGCUAUGGCCCAGCUGAAGCCCGCCCCCUGCACCCCGUCCCUGCCCCAGUUCAGCCCCCCACCUCCUCCACUGAAGAUCCAUCACAUCCAACACGGCACGCAGACAGCUCCUCCAGCGCCCCCACCUCCUCCUCCCGUCCCUGCCCCCCUGCCUCCCCAGGCCCCCCCCAAGCCCCUUGUGACCUUGCCCCCCCCAACCAGCACCAAGACGGUGCCCCCCUUAGUGACACAGUCGUUGCCACCCACACCUACUCCGCCAGUCCCCCCAGUAAAAAAGCAGCCGGUUCUUCCUGUGUCUCACGUUCCACCCUCUCCCCCUGUUCCUCCGAGUCCAGUGCCCCCGCCCACGCUACCCAAGCAGCAGAGCUUCAGUGUAAAACCACCCCCCUCCCCGCUGUCCCCGGCGCCCUCCGUGGUGAAGCAGAUAGCCAGCCAGUUCCCCCCACCUCCAGCCCCACCUCCCGCCGAGGGGCCGCCCUUAAAGCCUGCCUCAGUCAGCCUCGCCCCACAGUCCCCCCCUGCCGUGAAAGCGAAGCCCAAGUGGCAGCCCAGCUCCGUCCCUGUCCCUUCUCCGGACUUCCCCCCGCCUCCCCCAGAGAGCAGCCUGGUGUUCCCUCCGCCGCCACCGCCGCCCGCCCCGGCCCCGCAGCCGCCGCCGCCACCGCCGCCAGCCACACCCACAGCGGCUCCUGCCCCCGACAAAAGCAGCUCUCCGGGCAAAAAGACCAGUAAAACCUGCAGCCCCGGGGGAAAGAAACCGCCCCCGACGCCGCAGCGCAACUCCAGCAUUAAGUCCAGCAGCUGUGCGGAGCACCCUGAGCCCAAGAAACCCUCAGUAGACAGUCUAAUCAGCAAGUUCGCAUCCCCAGCCGAACCCUCGGGGUCUCCCGGCAAGGAGACCCCACCACCUCCAGCAGCGCCCCCCAAGCCAGGAAAACUCCAUCUUUCCGGAGUUAACCUUCCCGGGGUGCUCCAGCAAGGAUGCGUGUCCGCGAAGGCGGCUGCGCUGAGCGGGCGCGGCAAGGACUCGGCGGUGGAGUUCCCUUCUCCUCCGUCCGAUUCCGACUUCCCACCGCCUCCGCCAGAAACCGAGCUUCCUCUGCCCCCCAUCGACAUCCCAGCAGUGUUCUCAGGAAGCACCUCUCCAAAAGUGGCCGUUGUUAACCCGCAGCCGCAGCCCUGGGCCAAAACAUCGGUGAAGAAGGCCCCUCCGCCCACGCGACCCAAACGGAACGAUAGCACCCGCCUCACUCCAGCCGAGAUCUCGGAGCAGCCAGCCGCGGCCGCAGUCGCGCCGCAAGUGCCCACCUCGCCCAAGCCCAGCCUUAGUGUCCAGCCGGGCUUCCUGGCUGACCUCAACAGGACACUGCAGCGCAAGUCCAUCACGCGGCAUGGCUCGCUGUCCUCCUCCCGCGUGUCCAGAGCGGAGCCCACGGCCACCAUGGACGACAUGGCAUUGCCCCCGCCACCCCCCGAACUGCUUUCUGAGCAGCAGAAAGCCGCUUACGGAGGCAGUCAUAUAUCAGGCUAUGCAACGUUGCGGAGAGGCCCGCCUCCCGCUCCCCCCAAGAGAGACCAGAACACCAAGCUCUCAAGAGAUUGGUAGCUACCGUAGGAUUUUAUUUUCAUGCAACCUGUAAUCAGUUCUACAAUCAGCUCACCUGAUCAUCUGUGAAUUCAGGUGUUCAGAGCCUCCUGGUAUGUCGUUGUUAUUCAGGUAGUGUUCAGCUCUGUGUGUGUGUAUACAUGUGCGGGUACACACAUAGCUAUACAUAUAUAGAUAGGUAGCGUGUGUAUGUAUAUAUAUGUAUACAUAUAUCUAUAUGUAUAUAUAUAGCUGAAAGUGAUUCUAUUUAUUCUUUUUCUCUCCUAAUCUGAAAAUGAGUUUUGUGUAUUUUGGGUGGCAGCGGCAUGGAAGGGGAUAUAUGUCUUGUCCCUUAUGAUUUCUGUUAUCUAUCAUUUGGAUUGGACCAAAAACUUCAGACUUAUUUAGAAGGUAUUUUAUAAAUGUCCAUGUGCGGCCUUUCUGUGCAUGUUGUGUAUUAUAUAUUAAGGAUAGAUGUAUAAUGUGCUAUUUCUCAGUUUGAGGAGACAACCAGAAUGUUUGGUGUAUCUAUGGACUUUUGUGUUUUCACCCCCAGUUGGCUGAAGUUAGAACUGCUUGACACUUCUUUUCUCUACAUAAAGGGGCACUUUAAUUAGGAAUCAGUUUCAUAGAACGGGUCAUAGUGCAGUGUGGGGAAAUUUUCAGACACUAUCAGUGUGUGGUUGUGCAUAGAAAACAGUAAAUAUGUGGUGUAACUAAACCAUUCUAGUUGCAGUACUGCUGCCAUGACCCCAACGGAAUCUAGACUGCUCUAUCACAGGUAAGCUCUUUGCCUAUAACAGUGCUGUUAUCCUGUAGUUCUUUCUGUACUAUUGGGAUCCUUUCCACGAGCUUGUGAAGCUCCAUCAAGUUUGGUUUCAUGAUCCUUGCUUUGAUUUAUUGUAAGAGACUAUCCAACAUGAUACCCUUGGAAUGCUCUGUCCCGGCGAGUCUUUGGGUCACCAGUUACCUCCUUAUAGUGUGUGCUGUGAGUGGGUGUUGAUAUUAGGUAUCCAUAGACAACUGCUAUAUCAGAUACUCACAUCCUUUGUCCAUUAUGUUGCAUCAUUACGAAAAACAAAAUCACCUUCUGAAAUGCGUCUUUUUUGUGUGUUGCUGUCUGACGGGAUGCAUUAGAAGAGAGAACAACACUGGCCCCUGUGCAGCUGUCAUUAAUUAAGUUUUUUGUAGCUAGUAAUGUGACAUACAAAGCAUUCAUUUAAGUAUGGGACUAUCAUAGAGGGAGGGGGGAAAUGAGUGUUUCGACGAUUUCAUCCAUAGUGACCGGAGCACAAUAGGGUCCUUGCUUGUUGUAGCCCUGUUGUAGAGACUUAUCCAAGUUACCCUUCCAUAUGCUCACACUGUACUUCUAGAUGUUUUAUUUUCCCCUCUGAAUUUUCCUUGGUAUUUGAGAAAUGUGUACUGACUUAGCAAUUUGUGAUGAUAAAUUGACCGUUAGGCCAACCUUAGAACUGCUCUUAAAUGGGAGAAUAAAAAGUACCUCCCCAGCAGUGAUAAGUCAGCACACCUUGUAAUGAACAUCUUAGCCUGUUGUGAAUAGGGAUCACCAGUGCAACUGCAGAAGUGUUCGACCCUAUCCGUAAGGAAAAAGUGAUGUCCAUAAAGUGGGACAGAGAUGGUAAAUAAUUCAAGAGUUAGCAAGAUUGUGCUGUGUACACAGGAUUUCUCACUCUGCAACAAAGUACUGCAUCAGAGAAAGUGGAAACCUCCCCCCCCCCAUUGUAACAUCUCCAGGAUGUGAUAGUAUACUCCUGUUUAUAGAGCAAUAAGAAUAUAUACCAGUGUGCAUUUGUUACAGCCCUGCUUCUUUAAAAGAUACUUUUUUAGAUCUGUUUCAGUUCACAAAGUUUUAUGUGCUUGAUAUUCUUAUGGUUAUGAAGUGACCUUUACCACAUCUAUAUUGUUCAUUUAAGCAUGCACUGCAAUUUGAGUACAUUUGAGUAACACUGCCAAGCGCCACUGUGACUCACGAAUGAAGUGAUUCCCCAGUCUUCUGCCUGCAGCUUUAUCUUCUAAGGAUCCCCCUUAUUUGUGAGAUAGAGGACUUUGAAGGAUAGAAGGACUCUGAAUCCACUCGUAUAAACGUUCAUCACUAGGGUUUUUUAUUGUGGUGGUGGUCUCUUAUAUGAGGAUGGACCGCUCCCCCUGAGGGAAGAAAUCAUGUCUCCUCAGUCUUCCUUCACUCCUGAUUGGAGCCGUAAGAUCCAACUUUUUUUUUUUCAGCGGGGGAUUUCCUGGGCCUUAUUGCUUGUGUCAGUCCUGACGGUAGCCAUCCUGAACCGAUGCUUCUUCUAGUGUAUCAUUUUCCUGAGAGAGCAGACAUCCUUUAGAACACCAGGAGAACACAGCCAGCGGAGAGGAGCUGUCAGUGGCUUUGUGACUAUCUGACAACAGGCUGUAGCCCUUUACAUUUCUCCAAAGACAAGGCUAUUAAUCAACUUUUUUCCCUCUUUAUGUGAAACAACUGAAUCAAAAAAACAAAAAUGAUAUUUUAGAUAUACUUCUCAUGUUUUACUCCCUCUAGGGUUUUUUUUUAAUUGGGAUUUUUGGUGGGAUGUGGUUUGGAGACUGCUGUUGUUUUGGCUCUCUCCUUCCCCGGUGUGUUCAGGAAAAACACUGCCAGAUGACACAGUACUGUGCCUUCUUCCACGGCCUUCUGCUCAGCUCCUCUAACCCAGCAAAGCUUCGCCAGGGCAAGGGAGACAAUCUUGUCAGCUGGCUUGGCUGUACUGAAAAAUCAAUAGUAUCCUGCUGUUGAGGGCAGUGCAGACAGGUGCCUGUUAAGAGCUAGUGACUUACUAAUUAGUGACAUCCUUAACUUGUACCACAAAAUUUCAAAAUUUGAUCCAACCUAUGCUUAAAGUUUUGGCAACAACUCUGAAGGGCAGCAAAGCCUAUUCUGUUAAAACAUUAAGUUCAUAGUUAUGUUAAGAUUAUUCUAUAUUGAAGCUUGGCUUUUAUUACCCAAAUACUUUUUUUUUCCCCUUAGCUGCUGUAGAAUUCUGCUCUUGGAAAAAGUAACUACUCUUAAGGUUUACAGGUACCCACUUCACUGUAAAUUGGGUGUUUUUUUUAUUUCUGGGGCUUUUUAAGAUAAGAUUGCUGACUCUUCAGAAGUGACAGGAAACAGUUUUCAUCAGAACAUCUCAGAGGAACAUCCCACAGACUGUCCCACAGUCCUCGGACAUCAAGGUGCUCCUGCCCCCUGCCGGCAUAGCCUGCUAGGGAAGGGCUGCAAACUAUCUAGGCAGUCCCAUCUCGAUGUAAGUUUACUUGCCACUAAAAGCAGUCCUGAGGAGAUCAAAAAGGUAAACAGAAUUGGGGGGAUCAUGAAGAGUAAUUCCAAUAGAUUAACAGCUCCGAGGUCAAGGUUAAUAGGAGCUGUGCAUCCAGUUAAGAGUUUCAGAAGCUGCUAUUCUGGGAGAAUACAACUGCUAAUAAGCUCAUGUCAAGGAUGUUAGGCUAUAAGGAGCCUGAAAAAAACUUCAGGUAAUGGAUUGAUUUGACUAUCGGGCCACCAACAGAACCCCUUGUCACUCUUUUUCCCACAGCUAAACGCAAUUUUAUGUUACAGACACAAGGUAAUUUUAAACAAGAAAACCUUUUCCUAGUUUUCUAUAUUACCAAACUGUUUCAUGUAGGUUUAUGUAGUUAACUUCAGAACUAACAGUUUAUAACUUAUGUAAUCUCAUAACCUCAUGGAUUUUGUUUAAACCAAUUAAAACUGUAUGAUCCUGUGAUUAUAGGUAUAAUGACUUCCUUUAAAUAAUUUGGAUUUGUACACUUGUAAGAGGAUGUUUAUUUCUAAAAAUCACUUUAGGUUGCAAGAACCUUUUGGCACUUGAAGUUUUGUUUUAUACACUUCACAUUAUUUACAUACAGCAAGUUAUUCCUGACCCUAUAGGAAUGGUUGCCCACUCACAAAAUUGAGAUUUGAUCCAUGGAGAGAUGCAAGAAGUACAGAAUUAAGAUUUAUUUUCCUUUAAAAAUUGAAUGGAAGACCAUUGUUAUCUCUUUACUAGUCUCCCUCAAAGUAAACAAGUGUUCAGUUCUUAAUUGUGCCCUUAGAAGGUCUAUAUGUAUAAGAAAUCCGAAAUUUAGCUAUAGAAUACACUUGCUAAGUAAAAAUAAGCUAAACACAAUAUACUUGAUAAACGUGUGAAGGAAAUAAUCUCCAAUUGGUUUGCUCUUUGCUUGUUGAAGUAUAAACCAUUUAGAAAACAUCUGCUAUAAUUCCCAGUGCCUUGAACUCUCUUGGGGGAACAGCAUAAAAAAAAUCUAACAAGCAAACUUUGAGGUGCUAAUGAAAGAAGGAAGGUGUUUCUAGUUGGUGCAGAAACAGAAAAAGUGACUGUCUCACAAGAGAUGGCUUCAUCUACCUAAUCAAGGUCUGGCUGCUUUCUACCAAAGACAUUUAGAGAAGUUGAGUCAAGUCAGGGUGAUGGUGAGUACUACAUAUUUAAAAGAUGGCCAAGUUCAGAAUGAAUGUUGAACAUGGAUGGCUAUUAAUACCAAGCUCAUAAUUGAAGCCUCAACCUCUUCUUAGGCAGGACAUGCUUGUGGCACUUAAACAAAAUCUGCAAACUGUCCAUUGUUUGUUAAGUUUAUUGUAACCUAAUACCAAAAACUGCCAUUUUUCAUGAUUACCACCUCCUGUAUUUCUCUACUUGUAAAUAAUUUCUCCUAGGGGAAAAAAAAAAGCAUUAACUGGAAUGUUUCAUUAAUUUUAUUGUCAGCCACUAGUGAACUCCUUUUAUAGAAAUGUACAUUUAAAAUAUCAGCUUGUGUAAAUGUCGUAAAAGCAUUGUUUACUGUUUUAAAGAAAAAUUGCACAUUAUAUUUAACUGAGAUUGCUCCCUCUCUUCCUAUUUCUUAAAAAAAAAAAAAAGAAGGAGUAAAGGCUCAUGCUAACAUCCAGGCUGUGGGAGCUUUGCCAUAAAUAUAUACAAUGUAGGAAUAUAGCUUUUUAAAGCAUGAAAAAGGCAAAAGGAACUGCAUUGAAAGUACAGGAUAGAGGACAUUAUUCAGAUGAUUACGCACAGCUCGGUAAAGAUGAAGUUACAGUUUUUCUUUCAGCUCUGUUGCUAUUAUUUUCUUCUACUUAAAUGUACACUCAUUUCAUUAUGUGCCUUGCUCCCUGAUUGUGCAAACCUAUAUAUAGAUAUAUAUAUAUGAGAGAGAUAUUCAGUACUACUGACGAUGUUUUUGUUCUACUGCUGGAUUAAGUUAUUUUCCAAGUUACUUAUUCUUGCCAAGUUACUGUCAGUAAACUAUUGUAAUGGCUUAGGACAGUAGUCACGCGGUCAGUGUAAUUUACGUGUUUCCAUUAUGUCAGCUUAUCCAGUCCUUAAUAAAAAGAAUACAUAGAUUCAUUUAAACAUCUAAA
Messenger RNA from Dama dama (fallow deer), 9384 nucleotides. It is a transcript of the gene RAPH1, whose product is annotated as Ras association (RalGDS/AF-6) and pleckstrin homology domains 1. Gene Ontology annotation, biological process: signal transduction. Lineage: Eukaryota; Metazoa; Chordata; Mammalia; Artiodactyla; Cervidae. The transcript is spliced from 15 exons. Gene Ontology annotation, cellular component: plasma membrane; cytosol. The coding region runs from base 135 to 3998 and encodes 1287 amino acids. The record is from RefSeq and is a predicted model, not a curated record.